UGCCAAUCCAAUUGGACCUGCUGCACGGCGCGAAUUUCGAUUGCGCUGCCCAUUUAAAUUUAUUUAAACAAAAAACGAAUUGUAUUCGUUGUUAACAACACACCGGUGUAAUUGUGAAUGUGACAGCUAAUCGGUCGGGGAUCGUGAGUGAAAUUAAGUCGAUAACUCUCUGCAGCCGGCAGUCAUUCCAGUUGCGCAGUAGGAAAAGCAGAAGAACUAACUUAACUGCAAAAACAAACAAACGCAGGCACUAUGGCAAACAUGCGGCCACCGCAGAAGUCCAAGUUGCUGAAGGUCGUCAUACUGGGCGACGGGGGGGUGGGCAAGUCCGCCCUGCUCACCCGCUUCGUCUCCAACCGCUACGAGGAGAACAACUUCCACACCAUCGGCGUGGAGUUCAUGAACAAGGACAUAGUCGUCGACGGGGAGCGCUACACUCUGCAGAUAUGGGACACCGCUGGCCAGGAGCGAUUCCGGGCGCUCCGCACUCCGUUCUACAGGGGAUCGGACAUCUGCCUGCUCUGCUACGCACUCGACGAUCGGGACAGCUUGAAGGGAUUGGGUCUGUGGCGCAGCGAGUUCCUGAACUACGCGGAUGUGGACCAGGACAAGUUUCCAUUCAUCGUGGUGGGCAAUAAGAACGACAUUCCGGCGCAAAAGCGACAGGUUAACUCCGACGCAGUGCAGCAGUGGUGCGCGGAGCAGAAGGUGACCUGCCACAUCGAGACGUCCUCGAAAGCGGCCACCAAUGUGACGGAUGCCUUCGUCCUUGGCCUCCGCCAGUGGCGGCACAUGGAGUGCGUGGCGGAGGCGGAGCUGCGCCAGCACGGCGACACCAUCGACCUCACCCGCCCCAUUCGCCUGGUGCAGCGGCGCAUCUGUUGCACGGGCGGAGGCGGCGGAGGCGGCGGAGGCGGAGGACAGGACGCGGAUGGCGAUGAUGCCGCCAUGCAAAGCCCGGGCAAGAAAGUGUUCGGUCAGAAGCGCAUCGCCAACAAGGCGCCAUCCACCAAUUAUCGGCUAUGAGCAGACAGACAGGAGCUGUCAGGGAACUUACGCUUAAUUUAACCACUCACCCCGCCGGGUCGACCUUCAGAUUCAAUGCAUUCCAUUACGCGGAGGGAAGAGAGCCUCAGACCAAAAAGUACCACCCAAUGUUGAUGGCAGUAGAGGAGAUUUCGUCGUUGUGGUUGAUAUUCUAGGGGAACUAUGCUUCACAGCGAGCUACUUAAAAGCGAGCUUCACUGUAUACAGGAAAACUUAUUCUCUAAGUUCAGAAUAUGACCUACAUUUUCCUGAAGGAAUCUGCUGUUCACUUGCAUUGCUUUAAUACUAGAAAAUUGGAUUCAAAUGCAGUAAUACGUCUUACUUAAAUAUUAUUUUGUUAUGUUAUGCUACCGUAGGAAAUACUCUUACUUGUUAAACAAUCGUAUAUGGCGCUACCAUAACCAAGUGUCUUGAGAAACGCAAGCUUUCGAUGUCUAAUACACAACUUUUAAGGCAAUCAGAAUGUUUACAUUUUUGUUAAUGUACUAGCUACCUUUUUCUCUGAUAUAUUGCAUAAGUUCGGAGUGCCUUAGUGUUUUUAUCUGAUAUUAAAGCUGGGAACAACUGAAUAAAUUAGAAUGCAGCACGUCUUUA
This is a messenger RNA of Drosophila teissieri, 1641 nucleotides long. RefSeq names its product ras-related protein Rab-9B (gene Rab9). The record is from RefSeq and is a predicted model, not a curated record. Gene Ontology annotation, biological process: retrograde transport, endosome to Golgi. The transcript is spliced from 3 exons. Lineage: Eukaryota; Metazoa; Arthropoda; Insecta; Diptera; Drosophilidae. Gene Ontology annotation, cellular component: lysosome; late endosome; phagocytic vesicle. Gene Ontology annotation, molecular function: GTPase activity; GTP binding. Bases 253 to 1026 code for a protein of 257 amino acids.